AGAAAGCCUCUGCCUCGCUCUGAAGGUUUUAAAAAUUCGGGUUAUACUAAAGGAAGUUCUUCCUUGUAUUGCUCUCUAUUUUCCGCCGACGGCGAGGAUGCUACAGCAUCAGAUCGGUCAAUCUCCGGCGAGAUUAGGGUUAACAGGCCCUGGCUCUCCUUCCGUACAAAAUCUAACUCCUUCUCGUCAUGGUCAUCCAACCUCUUCUUCAUCCUCCCAAUCUCACCACCACCAACAGAUCCAACAACCUCCUAACCUCCCACCUUCCUCCUCCGCAGCCACAUCCUCAUCUUCAGCGGCUAUCUCCUCGUCCGCUUUGCUAUCGCUCCUUCCUCCUUUACCCCGAGCGCAAGCUCUCCUCCAGCAGAUGGCGGUUUUAACAUCUAAGCUCUUCGACGUCUCUCCCAAUCGCGCGCACUGGCUCUCCGCUUUCCGCGGCUCUCUCCCUUCGUUCCUCUCCUCGCACUCGUUACCUCCACCUCCGCCGCUCGAAAUCCCUAAUCCUUCGUCCACAAAGGAGAUCCUCUCUCUGUUCAAUUCCCUCCAGACGCAGCUCUUCGAAGCCGUUACGGAGCUUCAAGAGAUCCUCGAUCUCCAGGACGCGAAGCAGAAGCUCGCGCGUGAGAUCAAAUCCAAAGAUUCAUCUCUUCUCGCCUUCGCUAAUAAGCUCAAAGAAGCUGAACGCGUUCUCGAUAUGCUCGUUGACGAUUACUCCGAUUACCGCAAACCAAAACGAAGCAAAACACACGAAGAUGAUGAUGACGACAAUGAGUCUUCUUCAUCAUCCUCUGUUACCACCACAGUAACUUCUCAGCUCAAGCUUAAGGACAUCUUAGCAUACGCUCACAAGAUAAGCUACACAACAUUUGCUCCACCAGAGUUCGGUGCAGGGCAAGCUCCUCUCCGUGGAGCAUUACCACCAGCUCCACAAGACGAGCAAAUGAGAGCUUCUCAGCUUUACACCUUCGCUGAUCUCGACAUCGGUCUACCGAAAACCGUUGAGAACGUUGAGAAGAAGGUUGAAGCACUCAUGGAGCCACCACCACCACCUCCAGAUCUUUCUGCAAUUCAGGGCCUGCUUCCACCGAAUAUCGCAGUUCCUUCGGGGUGGAAACCGGGAAUGCCGGUGGAACUGCCGAAAGAUUGGCGUUUGCCAGCUCCACCUCCGGGGUGGAAACCGGGAGACCCUGUUGUGUUACCUCCUGAGUUGGUUCCUGCGCCUAGAGCUGCCCAGGAGCAGCAACAGAUGCGGCCUCCUCAGGGACUUCAUAGGCCGCCUGAUGUCAUACAUGUACGAGAGGUUCAGCUUGAUAUUUUGGAGGAUGAUAGCAGUGAAUACAGCAGUGAGGAGAGUUCAGACGACGAGGAGUAAUCAAACAUUAUGAUUCAUGGUUCUCUAUGUAAGGUAAUGAUUGACCUAUGUUACUGCUAGCUAGUUCUUGGUUGAAGUUUGAGUGACUAAUUGUCUCUAAAGGAUUUUCGCACCAAAACAUGGAUUCUAGUUCUGUUUACAAAAGAAUUAUUGCCUCUGUUCUAUAUUCAGACUUUAGCUUCAAUGAAUCUAAUAAAAGUUUCAACUUUC
This is a messenger RNA of Eruca vesicaria subsp. sativa (arugula), 1582 nucleotides long. NCBI's taxonomy places the organism in Eukaryota, Viridiplantae, Streptophyta, Magnoliopsida, Brassicales, Brassicaceae. The record is from the annotation of a GenBank genome assembly.